UGCUGGCAGUAGGGCACGCGCGGCCUUCUCAUUGGCCCGCAAGACACCCGCUCCAGACCCGGAGACGCAGACACGGGCCACGGGGCUGCCAGAGUCGAGCGCAGGGAAGAGCUCGCCGCCGCCCGGUCACUGGCUGGCCGGGAUCCGGGCAGGCCGCGAGAAACUCGCUUCACAAUACCUAAGACCUCAAGAGAGACAAAGGGUCAAGUACCUCACUCCACCUUAUCUAAGAACAGCAAGACAGUCAUCAGGACAAGAGUGAAUAUAUGAAGGAGGAAGUGGGGGAAUCUGCUGAAGAUGAGGCGACUGAAUCGGAAGAAGACCCUGAAUUUGGUGAAAGAGUUGGAUGCCUUUCCAAAGGUUCCUGAGAGCUAUGUAGAGACUUCAACAAGUGGUGGAACAGUUUCUUUAAUAGCAUUUACAGCUAUGGCUUUAUUAACCAUAAUGGAGUUUAUGGUGUAUCGAGACACGUGGAUGAAAUAUGAAUAUGAAGUAGACAAGGAUUUUACUAGUAAAUUAAGAAUCAAUAUAGAUAUUACUGUUGCCAUGAAGUGUCAAUACGUGGGGGCUGAUGUUUUGGAUUUAGCAGAAACAAUGGUUGCCUCUGCAGAUGGUUUAGUUUAUGAACCAGUAAUAUUUGAUCUCACUCCCCAGCAAAGAGAGUGGCAGAGGAUGCUGCAGUUAAUUCAGAGUAGGCUGCAGGAAGAACACUCCCUUCAAGAUGUGAUAUUCAAAAGUGCUUUUAAAAGUGCUUCAACAGCACUGCCACCAAGGGAGGAUAAUUCAUUACUGCCUCCAGAUGCAUGCAGAAUUCAUGGUCAUCUAUAUGUCAAUAAAGUGGCAGGAAACUUUCACAUAACUGUGGGCAAGGCAAUUCCUCAUCCCCGAGGCCAUGCACACUUGGCAGCCCUUGUGAGCCACGAUUCAUACAACUUCUCUCAUAGAAUAGAUCACUUGUCUUUUGGAGAGCUCAUUCCAGGAAUUAUUAAUCCUUUGGAUGGGACAGAAAAAAUUGCAUCAGAUCACAACCAGAUGUUCCAAUAUUUUAUCACAGUCGUGCCAACAAAACUCCAUACGUAUAAAAUUUCAGCAGAAACUCACCAGUUUUCCGUGACAGAAAGGGAAAGAGUGAUUAACCAUGCAGCUGGCAGCCAUGGGGUAUCCGGGAUAUUCAUGAAAUAUGACAUCAGUUCACUUAUGGUGACAGUAACAGAAGAACACAUGCCCUUUUGGCAGUUCAUAAUAAGACUCUGUGGUAUUAUUGGUGGAAUUUUCUCAACUACAGGCAUUUUACAUGGCAUUGGAAGAUUCAUAGUGGAAAUUAUCUGCUGUCGUUUCAAACUGGGCUCUCACAAACCUGUCCUACUUCCGGAUGGCCACAUAAACAACCACUUACCUCUAAUUACAGACAACAGUAUGCAUUAGCACCUCCUCGGGAAACUUUUUUUCUUUCUUUCUGCCUGAUACAGAAGACAAUUUUUAUAAUAAAGAAAACAUUGUGCAAUAUGUUGAGACAGUGCUCAUGGGAAGCAAAAAUCAAGCCUUUUAAAAAAACAGUCUGUGUAAUUUGUCUCUUUUAAGUGCACAUGGAGUCGAAGGAGGCCAGGAAGCCCCGUGAAGCCAACCUCUUCUUGAGCUAGCAGAAGCAUUACUGAAGAGAGACAAUAUUUGCAGUGAAACUGAGUGUCUUUGCAAAAACUGCCAUCAGCACUGAAGUGUCAGUGUAGUGAUCUGGAUUCCAGGCCUGUGAAGUCAGGCAAACACCUAUGAAAGCUAACACACAUGCAGAAUGCAGAGAGAGCCCCAUGCAGUGUUCAGCGUGCAGUACAGCAAGCAAGGGUGGCUGUGAUAAUUGUAGUUUAAGAAGCCAGGAUUUGCUGCUAGGUUUUCAGAAAUGGGACAUGAGAUUUUUUUUUUUUUAAAUGAGUAGGUAGAGAAGGCUUAGAUACUAUGCUGAUGGAGCUGGGGGGCACUAUUGAAAACCCUGAAAUAGAAGUGGUCUCAGGGACUGAGACAGAGGCAUAGCACUUUCAGCAGUCACUGCCAUUCUCCAGUAGCACCGUUAUCUAUCUACCAGAGGAAAAAGUGCUGCAGAGCAGGGAAUAUGGCUUUUCUCUGUGUCUCUCUUCUCACAGCCACUUUUUGCCAACAAUCCGAUUCUCUCCGAGUUUGAUCCAAGGAACCAGGAAUAGUAAGUCACUGUUGAAAAGGUGUUUGAGUACACAGAGUAUAGGCUGAUUUGUACUACCCUGAUUUUUGUAAAGCUAAUGCCUCUCUAAGCUGUGAGAAUUGUCCGGAAGAGUAUUAAAUAAAGAGUGGGAAGGGAAGAACCUG
Malaclemys terrapin pileata is the source of this 2334-nucleotide messenger RNA. RefSeq names its product ERGIC and golgi 2 (gene ERGIC2). Gene Ontology annotation, cellular component: membrane; COPII-coated ER to Golgi transport vesicle; endoplasmic reticulum. The transcript has 16 exons. The record is from RefSeq and is a predicted model, not a curated record. Gene Ontology annotation, biological process: endoplasmic reticulum to Golgi vesicle-mediated transport; retrograde vesicle-mediated transport, Golgi to endoplasmic reticulum. Bases 298 to 1425 code for a protein of 375 amino acids. Lineage: Eukaryota; Metazoa; Chordata; Testudines; Emydidae.